AUGUUGAUGUUGUUCCACUUGCAGGUCGAGCUUAGCUGUGUAGAGCAGCUCGUGGAGAUCAGCCAAGCGCGGGCGAUCGGUGAUGCACUGCAGCUUCUCGGCGACGGUCACCUCGUGAAGGGGGGACGGUCGCGGGUGCUCUUCGCCGAACUGGUCAUGCCUCGUCGAUUUGAGCUCGCUGCCGCGGUCAACCGCCUCCGCACGGUGCAGCGGGGGCUCCUGCAGGCAGCUGCCACGAAAGUGGGCAUGCUUCCACUCGAGGUGGCUCGCGCCGGAGGCUACUACCUUUGUGGCAGUGUCCCGGGCGGCUGUACGAACGAUCCGCUGCAGGCCUUCGUGCAGGCAUGGUCCGGACGAACGGCCUCUGGAUUCGUGCGGACUGCAGACGAAGAGGCAGACGAGCUUCGUGAGGCCUUCGCCCUGCACCCGCAUCGGCGAGCCUCCCAGCCGGAUGUGCUCCUUUGCACCAAUCUCGCCGUGUUCUGUUGGCUCCUGCGCCGAAGAGGAGCUGAAUCCUCCAAGAUGACUAUGCCGGCACUCCAUGUGUUUGGCAUGGCUUUCCUGGCGGAUGUGCCCAGUUCAUGGAGGUCCGACAUGUUGGCUGACUUCCACGCCUGGUGGAGCUCACCAGGCCCAGACGUCUUCGCAGCCUGUCAGGAGGUGCUAUCACUUCAAAUGUGGUGGCAGAUGGGCGUCAAGGUCCCGUUCGUACCUCUCGCGGGUAUCUCGUCGCGGGUCGGAGCGGCCUACGACCCUCCCAAGGAGGAACCAUCGUUGCUGGUACUUCGAAGCGUCUUUUGGCACCUGCCAGCGGGACAGGUCUUCGCGGCCCUUCUGGAGCGCUUUGCAACAAGUGCGUCGCCCCGCGUGCAGCUCACCUGGCUUGGGCGCUACACGCAUAGCAUCAGCAUGCGGCAAGUUGGGCCUCAGGAGUCGAAGCAGUGGCGAUCCUUUGACAGCAUGGGGCAGCACACAUGCGCGCUUGAUGUUCCAGCAGAGAUCUCUCAGAUGAAGGUGCGAGAUGUGAUGGGCAUCGGCCUCCCUUUGAUGUCGCCAGACAGGGCUUGGCUGCUCAGGUUGUUGCAUGACAUGUACCGUGGGUGGGGCCAGCUGCACAUCGAGUACGGCAGUGAACGAUCGCCGCGUGCUGACUCGCACGAUUCGUGGCCCCAUGCACCCUUCUACGAUCCGAAAGCAGAUCCCAUCAGCCGGCUAUCGUACUGGCUGCAGCUUGCAGACCACUUUCGGUACCCCAGCGUCGUGCACUUUGCAUCUUUGCCGGAGAUGAUGGAGAAGGCCAUCGGUGAGGAUUGGGCCAAAAUCAGCGUUCAGACGCGUGCGCACCAUCGACGAGUCAUGUCCGAGAGCGAAGCGUUCUACGCAGACAGCCUGCUGCAGCUGCUCGGAGAAAAGGCUGAUGUAGAGCUAGAAGUUCUGCGGCGAGAUCAUCGUAGCUCAGACCCGGAUGCUUUGAGCCCGGCAAUUCCGGCAAUUGCUUCUUUGCGGAAGCAGGCUGUUUUCCAAGCCAUGCCGAUGCCGGCACAGCUUGCGGAGGAGGAGUCCGUUGCGGCUUCAUCGCAUUCACAGCGCUUCGAGCACACCAAUGCAAGCAGCUACAAGUAUGAGCACACCGGGGCUAGCACUCUCAAGAAGGCACAUUCCUGCCUCUCUCAAGGCACGACGGCACUGACGGGAUUAACCCCCGACAACAAAAGCGUAGUGUCAGAGUCGCAUGCUUCAGUUCCGGAGCUCAAUGCCAUCAAGGCCGAUGUCGAGAAUGCCAUGCCCUGUGGCGAAGCAGUCAGCAUCUGGACGCGGUCGACCAUUGGGAUUGUGCUGAAUGGAUUCCUUCUUGCCUUCUUGAGCGCCACCUGCAGUGGUGUUGUCUACGGCUUCUUUCUGGGCUACAUGGGCUUAGAGUCCUAUGUCCUGGCAUCCAUUGCGGCACUCAUGAAGCUUCCGGACGUCUUCCCCUUACCUUAUGGGAUUCUCACCGACUGCUUUCCCAUCCGUGGGCAGAAGAGGAAGCCUUGGCUCUUGAUUUCCUGGGCCAUCUCAGCCGGUGCACUCCUUACAAUGAGCCUGAAGCCCCAACCUGGCCCGUUCUACUGCUUCGAGAACGGGGACUACAACUGGUAUGUGCCCCCCUGCAACCCUGGUAUUCUGAAGCAGAAGAACUGGUACGUCUUCCCGAUGUUCAUCUUGACAGCUGGUCUCCAGCUAGGCAGCGUUUCGGGUCAAGCCCUGCUUUUGGAGUACUCGCAGCUUGAGCCGCUGGAGCGCCGUGGGCAGAUCAAGGCGGAGAUGACCAUGGUGUGCACGGCAGGGUCCCUGGCUUCCUCACUGUUUAUUGGCAUCUUCAUGAACAGCAAGGAGUACUUGGGUACCUUCGACUGGGGCUUGUCCUUCAGUGGUCUGAUGGCUGUUUGCCUGGUCCUGGUCAUCUUGAUCAUCCCUGUGACAGUCAUGUGUGUGUAUGAGCCCCCAAAAUCUGGGCAACGCACAUCGUGCCGCGCUCAUGUCAAGUCUUCUUGGGAGCUCGUGCAGGGGAAAGCACUCUCGAGCCUUCUUUUCUUCGCUUUCUUUGUCCAGUUUUUGGUCUCCAUGACGACGACCGCCGGACCAAUGGUCCGGAGCCAAUGGGCGCAUGUGAAAGUUCUGCAGCAGCAGAUGUUUGGCAUGGCUGGUCUGGGCAUCAUGAUGGCGGCCACCUGGGUCUACAGAGUGUACUUUCUUCAGGCAAGCUGGAGAAAAGCCAUCUUUGUAGCGAUCGUCGCAGUGAACCUGCUCGAUGCCAUCCCACAAUUCCUCACGACUUUUGAUUUGGUGCGGAACCAGUACUUCUACCUGGGCGAAGACGUCGUGAGCUCCAUUCCCAACGCCGUCUUGCAAUUAGUCUCGAACUUGAUGAUCAUCGAGCUCGCCGAGCCGGGCCGGGAAGGUCUCUCCUACGGCCUGAUCGGAACUUUGCAGCAAUCCGCUUUGCCCUUUGCCACGGUGAUCAGCAACCAGGUCUAUGGGCUUUUCGACCCAAAGCUCUCGAACCUGGAGAACUACAUCCUGGACACUCCCCAGUUUCGCUCGACCGUCGCAUGGUCCUAUGUGCUGACCUACACCACCUCGUUCCUUGCCUUGGCUUUGCUCCCGAUGAUUCCAUGGCAGAAAGCCGAGGCUCACAGGCGGAAGAAAGAGUGGAGCUCCAAUUCCGCCAUGGCAGCCAUUGUCCUUGUGAUCCCGGCCCUCUGCUUGACCUACGGAAUCAUUGUCUUGCUGCUGACAAGCCAGCCUGAGACCGCUUGCCUUCGUUGGGUGGGAGGCCAGGGCUGCGCCGAGGUGAAUUCGACCCCGGUGCCCUCGGUUUUCGAGGCCAGGGCUACUCCGGCGCAGCGCAUGAAGGAGAUCCAGUUCGGAUGCAAUGCAGAAGCCUUAAUAACUAGAAUAGAGCUUUGGGGUAUACUGUAA
Molecule: messenger RNA, 3462 nt
Organism: Symbiodinium sp. CCMP2456
Lineage: Eukaryota; Dinophyceae; Suessiales; Symbiodiniaceae
Source: the annotation of a GenBank genome assembly